This is a messenger RNA of Megalobrama amblycephala (Wuchang bream), 3066 nucleotides long. RefSeq names its product gap junction protein epsilon 1a (gene gje1a). The transcript has 3 exons. Gene Ontology annotation, biological process: cell communication. NCBI's taxonomy places the organism in Eukaryota, Metazoa, Chordata, Actinopteri, Cypriniformes, Xenocyprididae. The record is from RefSeq and is a predicted model, not a curated record. Gene Ontology annotation, cellular component: connexin complex. The coding region runs from base 1275 to 1898 and encodes 207 amino acids.
GCAUUUUAUUUAUUUAUUACAUCAGAUGUGGUGGGAAAAUCAGUGUACUUUUAUUUUAAAAGAAAUGGGAAAAUUGCGUUUUUAUUUCAAUGCAUGUAACGAUAUAAAUAGACAAACCCAUUCCAAACAUCAGAACAUCUAAACUCAUAUAAUGGAGUCCUCAAUCACGCCAUUGAUCUCUACGAGCUAACAAACAAUCAAAGCACGGUCAUAUAUGAAGCAUCACUUUGAUUGACAGCUAUGCUUGCGUGGGCACCACGUGCGCAAUGACCGUAUGACCGCCAGACCCCAGUACUCUUAUUUCGGUAAUUAGCAUCUCUGUGGCCAUAAUGAUCUAUUCUUUGCUACGUUUCUUUGAUGUCUUGCCUGUCUGUUUGCUCUUUGGUUUAUGACUCGAAAAAGCUCGCCGUCAGAAAGGCGCCCCCAACAUGCUGCUUUUCCAGCAGGUCUGUCUUUCCCUCGGGACGCAGUGACAUGAGAGCAGGACCUCGGUUCUGAUUAAGAAGGGGGAUGAACAGCACUCCGCCUGGAUUACGGUUGGUGUGUGGACUUUUAAUCGACGAUUUAACGUUUGUGAAACGUUUCUUACCGUGUGAACGUUUCUCGUGCUGUUUUAGAGGAAACACUACUGGGAAGUCUAGAGAAACUUUCAGUAGGCCUGUUACGUUAGCUGUUAUCAGAGAUGGAUAAUGUAGUACAGAUAUAUGUUAAAAAGAAAAACAGUUUUUAUUUAAACAAUUAUAUAGAUAACUAUAAGUUAUAGGUGUCUGGAAACCCUUCUAAGAACCUCAGAAUCCCGGGAUAUCACUGCUUAACCAGUUUUCAAAUUGUUCAACAAAAGGCUUGAAUUCAAUUGCCUGUUUAAGGAAUUAUGAAUAUAUUUGUUAACCUGUUAAUUGUUGUUUUCCAUUAUGUGAUCUGCUCAGUGAUACAAUUGCAUUUUGUUGCAAUUGUCAGGUUUGCCCUGCUCUAUUGUGAGAUACAAGAGUUGUUUUUUCGCUGACAUAGUUGAAUAGGGAUUAGCCUAUGGGCUGACCACAUGUCCUGUGGCCUUUGUCAGGUUCCUUUUUUUGUUUUUUUUGUUUGUUUUUUUGCACUGAGUGAGUAAAUUGAUGAAGGCACUGUGGGUAAAAGAGACUGCACUGACAAGGGGUUUCUAAAGCGAAAGGUCAUUUUGAGGUUCAGAAUUGCUAUCUGCCUCUGCCCGAAGCCAGAAGACUGGCAAUGAUGGUGACAAGCAACCAUAGAAUGCUGCAGAGCUGUGAAGCCAAAUUAUGUCUUUAAACUACAUCAAAAACUUUUAUGAAGGAUGUCUCAGGCCUCCGACGGUGAUAGGCCAGUUCCACACGCUGUUUUUCGGCUCUGUGCGUACGUUUUUCCUUGGAGUCCUUGGAUUCGCCGUCUAUGGCAAUGAGGCCCUCCACUUCAGCUGUGAUCCGGACAAAAGGGAAUUAAACCUUUACUGUUACAACCAGUUCAGGCCUAUAACACCUCAGGUAUUCUGGGCGUUGCAGCUAGUCUCUGUCUUGGUACCUGGAGCUGUGUUCCAUCUUUAUGCCGCCUGUAAAAAUAUAGACCAGGAGGAGAUCCUUCAGCGACCGAUGUCCACAGUCUUCUACAUCAUCUCUGUCCUGUUGAGAAUAAUUCUGGAAGUCUUAGCAUUUUGGCUUCAGAGCCACCUCUUUGGGUUCCUGGUUGAUCCUAUUUACAUGUGCGACGCCAGUGCCCUCGCGAAGAUCUUCAGCAUCUCAAAGUGUAUGGUCCCUGAACACUUCGAGAAGACUAUCUUCCUCAGUGCGAUGUACACCUUUACCAUCAUCACCAUACUCCUCUGUAUCGCUGAGAUUUUUGAGAUUCUGUUCCGAAGACUUGGCUAUUUAAACCGGCCAGUGUCUUGAGAAUUUAGAAAACGAUGUUUGUUUUUAUGUCUUCUAUGGGUCUCUGAAUGACAGACAGGACAUAAACCCACAUACCUCUGGACUUUCUGAUGGUAGAUACAGAAAGACAUGUUUUUAACUAGACAAUUUAUUAUUAUAUCAUUUAUAUUAUAAUUUUUUAUAUAAUUUAUUAUAUAAUUUAUUGGAAAAAACAAAACAAGCCUAAUUAAUGACAAGGGACUCUUAAUAUUUUUAGUUAUAAGCCUAAAUAAGUUGCUUCUCUAGCAGGGGAAACUUAAAUAUAUUUAUUUUUUUCAUAUAUUAACUUAUGUAAGCUAAUCUAAACCCAGUAUUUAGUAAGUAAUUAAUCUCUGCAAUAUUAUUUCAUAUUUAGAGUUAUACUUUAUAUUGAAAUACUACACAGAUUGCAAGUACUAUUUUGACAAAUAUUCUUUGAUUUAAAUGAUUCAUUCAUUCUUAAAAGGGAAUAAGGAAGAAUAAGUUCAUGCAACAUAGCAUUAAUUUCUAAAAACAUUUUUGAUUGGUCAGUGGUACUGCACAACUUAGUAUUGAUAGUAUAUUCAUCAUGGUGUUGAUUUCCAUAUAGUUUUGAGUCCAUUUGAGAAUUAUCUUGUGUGUUUGUAGUAUUUGUAUCUGUACAUUUCAUCAGGCAUCCAUCCAACUUUUGUUAUUAUUCUCAGCUAAGUGUUUCAUCUCAGGUACAAAAUGGCAUACUGUGAAAUUUAUUUUAGUGUCAGCAGGUAACUAUUUAUUAUAAGAACAUGAUUUAUGCAUUAUAGAAACAUCCGACAGCAGGUCUGGCCUGCACAUCUUCUCACAGUUGCCUUCCCACUGUUUCAACACCACAGCUGUUGGAGUAAUAGCUUUUGUAUUAUGUUUAGAGAGUUCAUCAUUUAUAUUAUUAUUAUCAUUUUAUUUAUUUAUUUUUUUUGAUCACCAGUGUCUAUGGGAUUUAUGAUAUGAUUAUGCAUGAAGAUCUUCAUAUGGGUAACAAAAUUGGUGCAUAUAUUAUGACUGCCAUAAUGUAUUAUCAGUCUAGGGAAAUAUUUAGUGUUAAGUAACUCAUAGUCAGAAUAAACAGAACUGCUUGUGAAUUUACAGGACUCUGUCUGAUACAAUGCUUUCAAAAUGUUUGUGAAGUUUCAAUCAAGUAAAAAUGUUUAAAAUA